AAUACUUUGAACAGUUCGCGUCGAGUAGGACUACUCCACUCGGUGGUCGAGGAGAGCCGCAGAGCGGGGCGCGGGGCGCCUUCAACGCGCAUGCGUUGGGCUCUUUUACCGAGACGAUCAGACGAUCCCUCCCUCUCAGUUGAUAUAGAGUCGUCGCGCGAGCAUACCGUGCCGUCAUGUACCGUUCGCCAACUUUCUCGAGUAGUGAUGUGAUACGAUACCGACGUGCAAACGCGACUCAUCAUUAGAUGUUAUUAUAAUAAAUAUUAACUAUAUGUUUAUUUUGACACAAGUGUCAAAGAGUGGAGUUUAGUGAAGGAAAUGUUACAGUGACUGAAAAUAAUUGGAUUUAAAAACAAAAUGAGGUGGUUUAUAGUGACAAUGAGCGUGAUGGUGUGGGAAACAAUUUUAGCCGGUAUCGCACCCCCAGGCUCGUGCCCUGCGGUGUGUGCGUGUAAGUGGAAAGGAGGCAAGCAGACUGUUGAGUGUGUGGACAGAGCUCUUAUCACAGUGCCCGAACCAGUAGAUCCUGCUACGCAAGUAUUGGAUCUGUCGGGGAACAAUCUUCAAAUUCUUCCGCAAGAAGCUUUUGCCAAAACAGGGCUGCUCAACCUACAAAGAGUUUAUUUACGCAAUUGUAAUAUUGGCCAAAUACAUGAUAGAGCUUUUAAAGGCUUAACUAAUUUAGUAGAAUUAGAUCUGUCAUAUAACUUACUCACAGAGAUUCCUUCAGAUAGCUUCAAGGAUGUGCCGUUCCUUAGGGAUCUUACGCUGUCUCAAAACCCUGUGUUGAAAGUACAUUCAGACGCUCUCAAUAAUUUGGGCAGCGUUGUCAAACUGGAUUUAUCUAAAUGCGACAUUAGAGAAAUAGCGCCUGAUGCGUUUAGAACUUUGCGCUCACUUGAAUCUUUGAAGCUAAACCAUAAUAAGUUACGCGAUAUUCCAUUAAGUUCAUUAGAGAAAAUUGAUAAACUGAGAGCUAUUGACUUGUCCGACAACCCUUGGACUUGUGACUGCCGACUGCGAGACCUCAAGUUGUGGUUGGCAAAACAUAAAUUGCUUUCCACUCCCAGCUGUUAUGCACCCACACGCCUUGCUAAUAGACCAUUUUCUGAGCUACCUAUUGAAGAGUUUGCUUGCAAGCCCGAGAUACUACCAGCCAGUCGGCAUGUCGAAGCAGCUGUGGGUGCAAAUGCCACCAUUACCUGUCGGACUGAGGCCAUGCCAAGCGCAACCAUCCACUGGUAUUGGAACGGAAGAUUGCUUCAAAAUGGAACACACUUCAAUUCACAUCAAAAAAUUUAUAUCUUCGAAGAAGGGGAUUCGAAAAAAAAGUCAUCGCUAAUACUCACUAACACACAGGAAUCUGAUUCUAGUGAGUUUUAUUGUGUCGCUGAAAAUAAAGGCGGGAAUGCUGAAGCCAAUUUCACGGUGCACGUGACACAACUCGCAGCAGGAAUGGCCUCUUUAGGAAGCGCGCAGAUUGCGAGUUUAGGAGCAGCCUUAUUCUUGGUUGUAGUCGUAAUUUCACUAGCUCUCCUGAUUACGUUUGUACGCUUUCGGCCAACACCAGCCUGUGAGAGCAAAACACCAAACACGAUAGACAGAGUCGUGUCAGGAAAUGAAGUACAUCCUACGUCGACGGAUAGACCUCAUGUCGCUGUUUUGGCUAAUAGACAAGAUUCACCGAAUUACAAUGAUCCAAAAUGCAAUCCUGUCCUAAAACCCCCAAGAUCUAACGACAUACCGUAUACUACAAAUCAUUAUGAAGGAAGAGGAAGCGUCGUGACUGCUGGGGGGCCCAUUGUAGUGUCCCCUACAGUUUCUGGGAAUAUAGACCCAGAUCUUAUAAAUGAUACGAGGCCAGAUAGCGCCGCACGUCCAGGAAGUGGCGAGUAUGCUCGGGAGACAUCAGAAUCCUUAUACCCAUCUGGUCUUUGGGAUCAAAUGAAAAUGAAUCAAGCCAGUAAUUUGGCAAGAGCGGUCAGUACUGCAAUCCCUACGUACUACAAUGACCGAACGCCAAUAAUAGAAAACUGCAGCGUGGAUGGGUCGCAGGAGGAGCUGGGCUACAUGAGCCGCACGUUCCCGCGGUCGCACGCGGUGGCGGCGCCGAGCCCCGCGCCAGCGGCGGCCGCGCCGUACCCGCCGGACUACGGGCUGCCGGUGGGCGGCGCGCGCACGCUGCGAGUAUGGCAGCGGGCGCCGCCGGUGCUCCCGCCCGUGGCCGCGCUCAAGCGGGUGCUCACCAUCACCAGGCCCUCGGCCGACGAUCACUUUCAGGAUGGCUGUGCUACUGAUGUUUAAUCUGAUAAAAGAACGCAUUGUUUGCAUAUCUAGAUGACAUGUCAGAAUUGUAAAUUUGUAUCCUAAGCUAGAAAUCAUCUAAUACGUAAGGUAUGUGUAAUUUAUACUUAAACAGGUUGUUAGUGUAAUAUUUUUUGUAUCAUAUAAUUUAUUUAGAUAAUUAAUGGAAAGUUACAUUGGAUCCAGAUGCGAAGGGUCCACGACUGAUUAGUUGAAGAAUGUAAGUGUAAAUUAUAACGUGAUAUGGAAUGGUAUCGUCUAUGAUCGCCAAAUAAUUAAAAUACUGAAUAUAAAUAUAUCUUGAUUGUUGAAACUCAAGUAAGAUGUUAAAUGAAUAUUAAUAAUAACUAUUCUGUGUAAGAUAUACACAACCUAUCCAAAGAUAUUGAACUCCCCCAGAAAGUAAUAUAAAUCAAAUAUUACUAUUAUUGUAACUCAAGAUGAAUGUUAAUCAAUGUACGAUUAUGAAUGUGUAAAUUUUAUGUUGAAAAAGAAUAAGAGAUUUAGCAGUAAAAUGGGAAAAAAAUAAACCAGGCGAUUGAAAAAUGAU
This is a messenger RNA of Trichoplusia ni (cabbage looper), 2857 nucleotides long. It is a transcript of the gene Noki, whose product is annotated as immunoglobulin superfamily containing leucine-rich repeat protein. Lineage: Eukaryota; Metazoa; Arthropoda; Insecta; Lepidoptera; Noctuidae. The record is from RefSeq and is a predicted model, not a curated record. The coding region runs from base 361 to 2307 and encodes 648 amino acids. The transcript has a single exon. Gene Ontology annotation, molecular function: protein binding.